AUGGGGUUACCUGAAAUUAGCUUCCUUCAAAAAAGCUGCAUACUUGUGGAGCUGAAAUUAUUUUAUCAAACAUUGUUGCCACCCAAGGAACUGUAUUGGAACCACCGAAUAACUACAGAAUUGAGCAAAUUUUCUAGUAUAAAGUACGCAAGGCCAACUUUUGCGGUAAACAAUGGCACAUUUCAAAGAGAAAGACCUAAACUAGACUUGAUACUGGCUUCAUCCGACGUUCAAAAACUGGCAACGGUUUUGUUCAAUUUAAGAGCGUUCAUAAUGAGUGGCAAAGCGAGCCAGUCGACUGUAACUAUGUCCACUGGCAUUCAAGCAAAUAAGGAAGAGAUAAGUUACUUAGAACAGAAACACUCACGUCUGAUAGAUGCAUGGAGUGGUGAUACCGAGGCUCAAGACUCGCCUUUUCUUCGACUCCAACCGGAUAGCAACCUAUUAUUUGCAAAGAGACCAGUACGUUGUGUUAAUACUACGGAAGAUGAGGAUGUAAACGUAUCUAAUGGAGAGUUUUUCAAACUGCACUACAAUCAGCAUGAAAGAAGGAACGCUGCUUUGGUCGAUGAAUAUUCUCAACCGCCCAUCAAGAAAGGAGACGGGCAAUACGGGCCAAAUUUAAUUCACUUCAAACCUUCGUUGUACUAUACGUAUUCUUCCCUACCAGCAAGUAUGAAACUUUGGUUAGAUGGCUUAGAGGACAACCAAAAGACAUUGAUGGAAAUUAACGAUAAGUCUGCUGAAAAUUUAGACAUAUUAUUACAUGGAUUCAAAGGAUUUCCGUACAGGAACAGUUAG
Messenger RNA from Saccharomyces mikatae IFO 1815, 801 nucleotides. It is a transcript of the gene MSS18, whose product is annotated as Mss18p. Bases 1 to 801 code for a protein of 266 amino acids. The record is from RefSeq and is a predicted model, not a curated record. Lineage: Eukaryota; Fungi; Ascomycota; Saccharomycetes; Saccharomycetales; Saccharomycetaceae. The transcript has a single exon.